AUGAUUAAGGCACUGUACAAAAGUAUCGUAAAUUUUUUACUCUCCUCCUUUUUUGAGAACAUUGAAGAGAAGCAGCUGCAGACAUCGCUGAUCAGGGGAAAGGUGCAUUUGCAGAAUGUGAAAAUCAAGAAAAACUUUUUCGACAUUUUGUAUUUGCCCUACACGAUUAAGUAUGGGUACAUCCGGUCGUUGGAUCUGCAGAUCCCCCUGCUGUACCUGUUCCAGAAGGCGAGCCUGAAAAUCAGCGAUGUGGUGAUCGUGGUGAAGGAAAAAAAUUUCAACGAUUUUAAUAUCGACGAAGAAAUAAAUGGAAUAAAAGAAGCAAAGAAAAAUAACCUAAAAAUAGAAGACAUAAACAACAACGAAGAUGAUCUAAAUAACAAAAUCAAUAAAGGAAUAAAUUACCUACUCUAUGAGCUGUAUAAUAAUAUGUGCAUUGAUAUAGAAAAUCUGGAGAUUAUUUUAGAGAGUGCAGAAAAAAAAAAAAACAUUUUAGGAUUAUCAGUCAAAAGUGUUUCAAGUGUGAAGAGUCAUAAUAGUGCAAAUAAAAUAAGUAAAAAUUUUUCAUUCAGUGAUGUGAUUUUUUAUAUGGAGGAUGAGAAGGCCAAGUAUCUACUUACCAAAGUCAUAAAGAAGGAAGAAAAGAAAAAAAAAAACAAAAGGAAUAUAAACGAGGUGGAAAUAUAUAACAGAAUAAAAGAUAUAUGCAACGAUUUACAUACAAAGAAAUAUAUCAUAUCAGAAAUUCCGUUGAUUGUUUUAAGUACCAAUUUUUAUAUCAGUAAUUGUAGCCAGUAUGCUUACCGAAAUGCGAAAUUUAUUUUUAAGAAGAAGAACUUCUUCGAUAUUACAUGUCCUCAUUGUGAUAGGUAUCUCUAUCAAUGCAAAGAGGUGAAGAAGGAGAGGUCUCUUUUUCGACAUAUUUUUCUUGAGAAGGAUGAAUUAGAAGCUCGCAAUAAAAAGCUCUAUGCUGAGUUCAACGCGGAGGGGUGCAGCAAUAAUGGCGAGACACCCUUCGGCGGGUUGCGCCACGUCAACAGGAGGAAAAAAAGGAAGAGAAAGAAAGGGGCGGAAGAAGGGGACGAAGUGGAAGAAGGGGAUGAAGUGGAAGAAGGGGACGAAGCGGAAGAAGGGGACGAAGCGGAAGAAGGGGACGAAGCGGAUGGAGCGGAUGGGGCAGACGGAGGGAUGACUGCGGUACGCAGCGACGGGGAGGAGGCCCCGCCCCCCACGAAGGAGGCAGAGGCGAACGCCCCAUCAGGAGGAGAGGCACCCCAUCUGAGCAGCGAAGCAAAUGCACCAAUCGGAGAAGCGGAAACCCCCCCAAGUGAUGAAGUAUCUCACAGAAAGAAACCCAAAAGGAGAUCAAAAUAUAGUAAUAAAAGUCUUUACUAUCGAAUUAAGGAUGAAGGAAAAUGUACACAUGUUGAACAGGUAGACAUCCUGGAGGAAAAAAUAAAUGUGAUAGAAAAUGAAUAUAUGAGUUUCGAAAUUCAUGUAGAUAAACUAAACGUGAGACUCUCCUUUAAGCAUCUCAGUUACCUCUCCGAUUUAGUGACGUAUUACUCAGUUUAUGGCUGUUUUGUGAAUGGACUCUACCUAGAGGAGUGGCUAAAUAUACCAGAUGUAAGGGAUAUUUUAAUGUACAAACGAGAGUUAAUAAAAAAGAAGAAGAAGGAAAAGCACGAUAAAGAUUUCAUCGAAAAGUUUGAGUACACACACAGCUUCCAAGUUAUAUCUAAUUUGAGGAAACAUGCGGAAGAAGCAUCUGUGGUGGGUGUCACCGAGAGAGAUGUACACUCCAUUGACAGUAGCUCCUCUUCGGGGGGAGCCAAACAACAGGGAGGAACUGGCAGCAUGAGCUGCAGUAGCAGCGUCAGGAGCAACUCAAACAACAGAAGUGCACACAACGGACGAAGCAGUGGUAAGCUCUCCGUCAGUUGCAGUUUCAGAGUCUCUAUUGGGAAGGUUAACUUAAAUUUGUAUAGCUUUGAGAAAAUAACGAAAUCUGUGCAGCUCACUGUGGAUACGUUUGAGUACCUUGUGAAAAAUUACAUAAACAACGACUUUGCUUAUCACAUCCGUUUGAGUGACGCAGGUGUGAACUUCAUCUACAAGGGGAGGAAGUACCCCCUGCUGGAGCUCUUCCCGCAGCAGCCGAGGCAACACCAGUCCAGGCCGCACCACCACGGAGAGGGCGCAGGCCACAAAAAGGAUGUAUUCAAAAAGGGAAAGUGGAAAAAUAAGGGUUACCUGUUCAACGCACAUUUGGGAAGCGGCCUGCCGUCUGUGAGGCAAAAAUGGGAUGCACCAAAAGGGGAAGCGGCAAGGGGGGAAGCGGCAAAGGGGGAUGCGGCAAAAGGGGAAGCGGCAAAGGGGGAGGGCCCCAAAGUAGAGGCAACCAAGCAGAGUGAGUCACAAAAGGCAGGGCACCCCGACGUGCGUCUUACAAAACAGGAAGAAAAUGAUAAAGCGGAACAGGAACAUCUUAGAGAGUUCAUAAGGGAACCUGCACUGACCCUCUUUGUGUAUAAAAAAUUCGACACCUCCCAAAGCAAAAUGUACAUUAUGUGCAACCAGAAUGUACUCCUCACGUUGAGCAUUAGGGAAAUUCACAAAAUCAUGAAUAUGAAUUAUACGUACAACACAGUAAACUUAGAAAAGAAAAUAAAAACGUAUAAAAGUCUGUACUACUACUACCUGUUGGGAAAGAAAUACUGCAAGGAGUUGUACGUGGCUUCGGAAAAAGAUUUCGUCGAUAUGAACCUGCAGUUGUUGAACAAUGUGUAUGUGAACUUAGUCUUAAAUAAGAAGUACUCUCUUUUGGUACGACUUAAAAAGAUUCGAUGGAAUUCUUUUUUUUUUACGAAAGCUCAUUUGAGGAGUCAUGUGGAUCGGUUGACUAUGCUUUCUGAGUAUGAUGACUUGCAUCAUAGGGGGAAAGGUCCUGGGGAGGAGGAGCACAGGCAGAGGCAGCACCCCCCGCGGAAGCGGCUCGAGGGGGAGUCAGAGUUUGGCGGGUCCGCCUCCUCCAUGGACCUACCCCGCGAGGGACCCAACAGGGAGGGGAAGGCAGAAAGGAGGGCAGAAAGGAGGGCAGAAAGGAAGGUAGAAAGGAGGGUAGACAAUAAAGCGAAGAACAAAGCUGACAACAAAACAGACAACAAAGCUGACAGCAAAGCAGACGCGAAGGCGCACAUCACAGAGAAUGGCAGUGCCGGCUUGGGACCCCCCCCAAAUAAGGGCAGUCCCGAAAAUGCAGCGGAUAUGUCGAGCAGUAACCCCACCAAGGGAGGAGCCCCUAGUGGAACGACCCCACCAUUACAUCAAGAACACACAAACGAGCAAUACAAUCACGGUCCCACAAACAAAUGCACAGUUCAUGAAAAUACUUCCAUGUGUGAAGAUAAUAAACUCACAAUGAAAUAUAGGAAGCAUUAUCAAGACUUUUUGCGAAGCAAUAAUUUAGCAGAUGUAGAUACGGUAAGGAAAAUGGGAGUCAGUAAUAAUAACUCAUGCAGUUUUAGCCGUGAAUGGAGUGUAAAUGGUAGACCUGUUGAUAGUGGACCAAAUGAGCAAUGCGUUAAAGGAGAGCAGAGCAGUUAUGACGGAGGAAGUGAGCAUCCAAAAAUUACACGUGAACGGUACAUCUUGGAUAGUCAUCAGAAAAACGUAGGAAGCGAAAAAGUGGAGUCCAGUAUCGAUGUGAAUGUGGAAAGGCAACUCAGCGGAGAGGUAUCCUCAAUCAGGGAAGUAGACCCUACAGAAGGUGAUCCCCACGCGGAGACAGAAGAAGAAGGAGAUGAAGAAAAAGAAGAAGCAAGUGCCAUCACGACCAUAGAGCAAACGAGAGUAAGUUUUGAAUUCUCCAUUUUUAUGAUUAAAAACAAAAGUGAUGAUAUCAUGCAAAACGCUCUCACGAACAAAAACGAAGCAAACAAAAGGUACCUACUAAAGCCACAAAAAAUUUAUGUAGAUCAAAUUACUUACAACUCGAAUGAUAACACAGAGAAAAAAAUGACAUUUAUUCAUAGUAAGGACAAACAUCAUUUAAGUGUUAACAUAGAUGAUAAGACUAUCUUUAAAUUUGUAUUUUAUUACUACCACUAUGCUAAUUAUAUUGAGUAUAUUAGUCACUAUUUUAUGAGUAAGAACGAGUGCAGCUACUUGAAUUUGAAUACUAUCGAUAUUCGAAGCUAUAAGACGUUGCAGAUUUUGCUGGAGAACGCGGUGGCGAGUGGCAAGGGGGAAGCGGAAGAGGGAGUGCCUGUGGGGAAAGCCCUGGUGGAGGAGGUGACGCCCGGUGAAGGUGAGGCUUCGAAGGGGGGUGCAAAGGAGAUGACUGCUACGGAGGGGGUCUCCAAAGAGGUGACUGCUACGGAGGGGGUCUCCAAAGAGGUGACUGCUACGGAGGGGGCCCCCAAAGAGGUAACUGCUAAAGAGGGUGCCCCCAAAGAGGUAACUGCUAAAGAGGGUGCCCCCGAAGAGGUGACUGCUAAAGAGGGUGCCCCCGAAGAGGUGACUGCUACGGAGGUUCCCCCCCCCAACGGAGGAAGAACCCCCCCCGGGGAUGUUCUCGUGGAAGGAAGGUGCGGCGCGGCCGCCCCGGAGGGGAAUUCCACCAUACAAAGCGUACAGGGUGCCAGCGAGAAGAAGGAACAACCCCCCAAAGGAGGAGAGGCUCAUGAGGAAACGCCCCAGCGAGUGCAUCGCCAAAAGGAUGAUAUGGAGGAAGACACGAGGAGUAGGAAGGCUCACGAAGGAGAGAGGAGACGCGAAAGAAAGGACAGCCUAAUGAUGAGCCAGUACAAUCGACACGGAAGCCAGCAUAGUCGUUACGGAAUUAAUGAGGAGCACACAGGAAGGGAGUACUCCCACAAUAUCACCCCCCAUGAGGAAAGGAGCACCGGAGGAAACAAACAAGAAGUGAUUGCCUUUGUGCAGAAAGCAAAGUUCCAUUUUAAUAAUAACAAAAGGAGCAAGCGAAUGAUAUCCGUCCACUUAUCAGAUGUGCUCAUCUAUACAUAUAACGAUUCAUGUGUCUCUACCAUGGCUGUAAAUAUGAAGAAAAUAAAUGUAUUAAACUGUCUCCUGAGCGAGACAUAUCAAAAUAAUUUCAUUUCUUACAUAGAAAGAAGAAGUGUGUCCAGUAAGCUGAGUAGGAAGAACUCCAAAUAUAGUGAGAUGAGGAGGACCAACAGUGAUGGUACUAUUUAUUUUUACAACAGUUUGCUCAAGUUAGUAAAUAAUGGGAACUUCAUGUUUUCCUAUUCGUGUAGAAAUAAUGCUCCGAGUGGUCCUCCUGAUAAGUUGCAAAAUGGGUCGUAUGUGAAAGAUAGAAGAAACUGUAUGCUUUACGGGAAAAUUACUGGAGGAGGAGGAGGGAGUGCACUUGGGGUGAGCACAAUCAGGGGAGAGAGAGGCAUUGAUGGAAGACUCAGAGUGGGGGUAGAGGGGGAUGAAUCCGAUGGAGUGCGUUACUUUAAGACGGAUAACUAUAGGCAGUUAUACAAUAUGUAUGCAGACAAAGGGACGAGGAAUCUGAAUCAAGCACAUCAAAAUAAGUUAAAGAAGAAGAACAGCACUAGUGUCGACUUCGUUCACACCAGUUACUACAAUAACUUGAACACCGAUUAUUUUACUUUUAAUGUAGAGAACAGCCAGGGGGGCGAAGAGACUAAGUUGCUGACCAGCGGAGAGCUAGCUGGUGAGGAGGGGGCACACGCCGGGUUAAGUGCAGAACAGGGCGUGGACGCCUCCGGGGGGGGAGAAGCCUCGGCCAAGGAGAACGUGCGGUAUAGGAGUUGCUUGGAGGUGCAGGAAGGAGAGGCACCGUCUGGAGAAGCGUCUGUAGAAGCCCCUGGAGUGACAUCUGGAGUGGCGUCUGGAGUGGCACCCGGAGCAGCGUCAAACAAGGCGGCUGAAACGAAUGGUGGUAAUAAUCACCCCGCACAGGAUGCGUUGAACGAAAAGGACGACACCAAGGGGGACAGUAUCACGAACCCAUUGCCUAGUGGAUCCACCCCGGAGAGUAAUAAUUCGAAGGGGGAUAGUCACAACGGAGAGAGCAGCCAAGGAGGAGGAAGCACAGAAGGAAAGGCCUCCUCGAAAAAUAAAAGAAGGUCAGAAUAUGAAAUAUGCAAAGCGAGGGAUGUGAAGAGGGCCAAACGAAUAGACAGCAACAGUGUUAGCGUCAUGGAUGGAGUGGAUAACAAAGAUCGAAGUGAUCACCAUGGAGCACAUUACGAGAUGGAAGGAGCUCCACCUGAUGGGACAAACAAAAACAAAGACGAAUAUGAAUACGAGGAGGGAGAGAAUGAAGAAGAAGAAGAGGAGGAGUUUUAUCCAGAAGAGGAAGAAGAGGAUGAUGAGGAACAGUACCAAAUUGUAAAAAGCAAAAAAAAUGAGAAUAUAAAAAAUGUGCAGCUUCAUUUAGUGAAUGCAGAAUUGAUUGUAGAUUAUUUGUACUUGCUGACCUUGUAUAAAUGGAUCUGUAAAAUGGGAAAGAAAUAUGACAGGAUUAGAAAAAUAUCUUCAUACGCUUACUCAGAGAAUAACUCCUUGGACGAGAGUGGCAGUGUGAAUUUGAAUCCCGUGAAGUAUAACUACAGCGCGUUUUUGCAGAACAACAGAAUCUGUGUGCCUAUAUAUCAGUUCACCAUUACGCAAUACACCUUUUACGAGAACGUGCGGAGCAGUUCGUACGUUUCGCUUCUGCCCGUUCUGGAGCUGCACUUUUCCGCGUCCUGCAAGUCGACUAACGAACACGACGAGGCGACCAAGUCCAUCCAAGUGCGCAGCCUCGGGAGCAAGCUCGUGAUACCAGCCUUAAACAUAUACACGCAUAAAAAGAACAAAAAGUGCAGCAUAUGCAUCCUGAGCUUCAGCACCAAGGAUAAGGGCAAUGAGACGAUCAUAAACGAUUUGAGGUUUCAAAUAAACGUGAAGAAAAAAAUAAAGUACGAUGACGCACAGGAGGAUAAUGACCACAGUAGCAGUGCUAGUAGCUGCUAUGAGAACAUGAAUCUGCUCCCUUACUACUACGACCCAAAGUAUAGGUCUCUCAAUACAUACUUUUCUGCGAUGACGCAGCAUUCUGUGGACGACGGAGGGGUGGAUGGAGAAGGAGAGGACAGUGGGCACUCUUAUGGAAAGGAAAUCAUAAGUAUACACAACGACCCCCUCAUCAUUAAUGUAUCGCAUGAUAUUUUAAAAAACGUCUUGUUGUGCCAUAGCACGUUUAUGUGUUUUUUGAGCGCGUGCACGGGGGUGGAGGGGGAGUCCGCUGCUAGUGGAGCGGCUGGCGGUGCGGCUGGCGGUGCAGUUGGCGGUGCAUUUGGCGGUGGAGAGGAGGGACAGAAGAGUCUCGUGCAGGACGCGCUUCUCUACCUGUACAGAAAGGCACACGAGUUGCUCUUCGAGUACCAUCUAGACGAUCUGCGCAUCCAUUUUUACAACGGAAACAGUCAUCGAAAUAUGCCAAUAAUAGUACUUAGCGUAUUCAACCUAAAGCUCUUUCUGCAGAAGGACGCCCAACACAUAUACAGCUUCUUCAACCUACACAUUAACAUAGACGUUUUUGAUAGCUACCAGAUUAUAUACGAUACUCUGUUAGAAAAAAUGGAGAUUCUCUUAGCAUUUGAAAAUGAAAGAAAUAAUUUAAGUCUGUUGAACUUCAAAUUGGAGACCUCCAUUAUUAAUAUCCUUUAUGCAAAUAAGAGUAAAAAUAUAAUCAUCGAAUUUUUGAUUUCGUUGGUGGAGAACGCAUUGACGUUUGUGAAUUAUUAUUACUAUGGGAAUGGCAGCCCUGUGGCAUCGGGAGUGGCACCGUCAGUGGCACCGUCAGUAGCAGCAUUGGCAUCGGGAGUGGCACCGUCCGUGGCACCGUCCGUGGCAGCACUGACGGGCGGGGGAGCGCUGCUCUAUGACGACCGAGGAAUCGUGGUGCCAAACUUUGCAAUAAACAACGCCCUGGCAAUUGGAGACAGGAGAAGGAAGAAAAAUGAGAAGCUCUCCAUGUCCGCUUCACAUAUGUCAUCGAAGAUAUAUAACUACACAGGAUUGACAAUCAACGUGAGAUUUAAACAAUCACUAAGGAACAAAAUGCAAAACAGUUUCUACAAAAAUAAAAAUAAAAAUAAAAACCGUUUCAUCUUUUACGAAUUGAAGAAAAACGAACAUGGAGGAUUGCUGAAUGAUGAAAAUGGAAAGGUAUGCGAAUUGGUGGUUAUUAUAAAGCUUUUUAAUUAUGUAUAUGAAAUUAUUGACAUAGAAAGGACCAAAAAUAUUUGCGACAUAAGAUUCCUGCCAAUCAUAUAUCACUUGAAGAGGACAAAUAAGAAAAGAAAAAUCACCAUUAAGAAAUAUGACCUUACUUACGAUACAUACAAUGAACACACGGUGAAGAAUAAAGUUUUUAAAACGUUCAUUAAGCUGUACAUACAAACUAAUAUCGAUGAGAAGGGUAUCGUGUCGAUAUACUUCUCCUCCAAUUUGUAUGUGCAUAACACUACGAGCAGUCCUUUUGUUAUUCUGUUUCACCCCAUUUUACAUUAUUUUUUGCGACACAAUGAAGAACAACAUCAUGCUCAGAACGGGUUUAACGGUAUUGAUCAUAUUAAGACGACUAAUCGGGAAGACAGACACAGUAGCAGUGGUGGAGGUUCUGUCACUGUUAUAGGGAAAAGGGAGAAAUACUACUUGCCGCUAAUCUCCUUCGUGCCAAUUAUGAUCCUUUUUGAUUAUAUGAACACCAGGUGUAACUGCACUGAGGAACCCCCUGAAAACGAUAGCAGCUGUGCAGAUAGAGAUGAAGAUGGAGAAAGCGAUUCUGGAAAAAAUAUCCACAAUGUCAGCUCGUGUGUGGAGAAAGAAAUGACCGUAAGGAGGAAAAGGAGACGGAAGAAUCGCUCGGGGAGCUUCUGCUAUGAGGAGGGCAGUCCAAUUGGAGGUGGAGAAGCCAUAGAAGGACACUCACACUCCUUAGGGAAGAAGAACCCAUCUCAGAGGGACGAUAAACUUGGAGUAGUAACCCCAACUCAGGGGGGGACAACCUACAAACGAAGAACCCUAACCCUAUUGAACAAAAACAAAAUGAGUAAAAUACUGAAGAGGUUGGAAAAAUCCCUGAACGAAAAUAGCCAAAGUCAUAACCUUAAAAAUAUUAACUACGUUUAUAUUGUGAAAAAAGAAUUUUACGAUUUUUAUAUGCACAGAUAUGAACAGAGUAGGAAAUGCUACUUUGAUUUAUUUAAUUUCUUGAUUAAGAGUGGGGCGAAGAAAUUACUUGGGAAUUCCUCCAUUAAGGAGAUCGUGUGCAGGCACUCGUUCGAUUUUUUGAAAUAUAAUUUAUACGCUCAUACGGUCAAGUUGAGGGCCAUGAAGGUGAUUUGCUACGAUAGGAGGGGGGGCCGUAACGACAGGAGUGGGGAACAGGCAGCGAAGGGGGUAGAGGUGCAGGGUGUAGAGGUGCAGGGGGAGAUGGUGCAGGGGGAGAUGUUACAAGGUGCGCUGGCCCACAAGGGAAGAGGAGACGGGCUGGCGGGUGCCCCCAUCGGAGGCGCGGUGGCGCUGAGCCAGUCGGCACAGGAGGCGCUUAGUGGAAGCUGCAGGAGCGGCCUGACCAGGAGGGACUCCCUCUGCGAGGGGAAGACCCUGAUGGCGAUCAUGAGCAAUUAUGAGAAGGAAGGGGGGGGCAUGAAAGGGAGUGUCAGGGGGAGUGUAAAAGGGAGCGUCAAAGGGAGCGUCAAAGGGAGCGUCAAAGGGAGUAUCAAAGGGAGUGUCAAAGGGAGUGUCAAAGGGAGUGUCAAAGGGAGCGUCAAAGGGAGUGCCAAGGGGAGCGUCCGAGGGGGCGCGGUCGGUCGGCCGGACAGGCACAGACGCAGGUUGAGCGAACGGAAGAUGAGCAGUCUUCUCAUCGGGAAGGAGCGAAGGAUCUCCACAAUGGGGAGCAUGAUGCUGUACGACCUGGGAAGGGGCCCAAUGGGGCGGAAGCGCCUGCGCAAUAGUGAGUUAGCGUUCGGGCGGUACCUCCCGCGGGAGGAGGGCUCCCACCGGAGGGGCAGCUCUCAGCGAAGCGCACAACGGAGCGCACAGCACAGCGCAGCGAGUGGAGAAAGCGCCAACGCCGCAGAAAGCGCUAACGCCGCAGAAAGCGCUAACGCCGCUGAAACCGCCGACGCCGCUGAUGAGUGGAAUCUGGGGGAGAGCGGACAGAAGAAUGCCGAAAGAGACUCGCAAACACGGAGCAGCCGAGAUGAAGAAAAAAACAAAAAAAUAGUGUUCACCGCUCAGAAGCAAUGCAACUACAGCAACACAAUCAUUUGUGAACAAAAAAAUUUGGAAGUAAAUAAGGUAUACUCUUUCGGAAUUCUUAUCAACUACAUAUUCGAAGUACAUAAUCUCAUGUUUGAAGAAAUAAAAAUCGGAUACUGUGAAAGGUACGUAAUAAAUAGUGUUGCAAAGAAAGUGAAGAGAAUCAGGAAGGAUGUAAUUUCUGCUAAGUCAGUGAGUUACUUUGAUGUAAUUCCAACCUACAUUAAGCUAUUUUAUGUAGUCCAAAGGGAUAAAUAUGUGUAUAAUUUUUUCUCGAAAAAAAUAGAAUUACAACCAAUGAGAAAUACAUAUGAUGAUAAAUCAUUUCAAGUUCAGAUGUACAUAGGGUAUAUAAACGAUAAUGAGAAUAACGUGAUUUAUAAGAAAAAAAGGUUCAAGCUGAGUUACCUUUUAUGCAGAAGGAGGAAGACGUCAAAUUAUGGAAAUAAAAAGAAGUAUGUAUAUUUGGGUCCCAAGGAUUAUGCCAAAUUGUGUAGAGAAAUUCCCAAAUAUUUUUUUCUAAAUCUAACUCUUAGGAAAAAAAGUAGCUUUACAAAUGCCAACUAUGAUGAGAACAACCUGAAGCAUAUGGUGGAUAGCAACGUAUCUCAGUUACUCAUCUACUCUGCUUUUUUCUUUCAAAAUAAUUUAUGUAACGAUUUGAUUGUCAAAUCCAGUGGUGGUAAUGCACAAAAAAUUAGGAGCAAUUCGGGGAUGUUUUUUGGAAAUACAGAAAAUAGCAAAGUUGUGUUCGAAAUUGUUUGCAACAAUCAGAUAUUCCUUUCGAAGAAAAUAAAAAUCGAUGAGGUUUGUCUGAAUAAAAAAAUUAUUUUGACGAGUAAGAAUAAGGAGGAAAAUAUUUUUCUCUCCAUGAGUAUAACCCUAAAUGGGAAAUUUUACAAUACAAAGACGGUCACAUUGAACAAUAGGUAUACCAUCGUUAAUAAUACGAAUCGGUGUCUCUACGUACAAGAGGUGAACAAAGAUUUUAAGAUUAGGAAGAAGGAGAAGAAGAACCUCAAUUUGAAGUUUCCAAAUAAUUAUUCUUUCUCCAUGGAAGGUAUGAUUAAUAAGAAGGCUGUGAAUUGCAGUGAACGUCUAGCCGAGCGGAUUAAUAUUGCCCCUAGCGAGGUUAGUGAAGAGUCCAACGUAGAAAGCGGUGGUAGAAAAGGUGAAAGAAAUGAGGGAACUGGGGGAGACCUACCCACACGUGUUAUCCAAAUAAAGCCGUACGAAUCGUUUUAUUAUCACCCUAUAAACACAAACAAGUGCCUGCUUAAGUUCUCCUACACGGAUAUCAACUCUUGCAUGAGGGAUGAGCAGUUCCUUCGUAGGAAGGGAAGCUAUGAAUGGAUUAACAGCGAACACGAAGCUACCAACCUGUUCAAUAAUUAUUUGAAGAAGAAGAUUAUAAAAUCGAGGAAUAUGUCGAUGAUGAAUGGGGAGAAAUCGGGACGCUUUUCGGAGCGCCGGCAGGACCUCCUCAACUUGUUCUUCACCAGCCCUGUGGAUAUUGAAAAGGUCGGUAACUUAAAGAUUUACCACAAGGCGAUUAGCAGAGUGGAGUGCGCCCAAUUGGGGACCGACUCACGCGGGGGAAAGGCGGGCAGCGCGCUGGCGCAGGUGCAGAUGCAGACGCAGACGCAGGGCAGCAUCUGCCCGAGUGAGGGGAACGGCCUAGCGGGAGACACAGUCCUGCUGGUGGGCGGAGACCAGAAAGAGAGCGACUUGCGGUCGAGGCGCAGCGCAGAGUCGUGCGAGAACUUCGUCAUCGAGGUUGGCGCGGAGGGAGGAGGGACCGGGGCCCCCUCGAGCAAGGGCGCCACCAUCCCAAGCAGCCCAGCGAAGUGCGGUACCGCCGCGAACUACGGUACCGCCGCCAACUGCGCUAACCCUGCUAAUCGCACCCACGAGUAUCACGAAGAGAGCGUCAUCACCGAUGUGAAUAUCGCGCUGAACAGCGACACGAACGUGGAGAUAACCGUCUCUAUAGAAAAAAACCCAGAUACCAUCAUCUGCAACUUGACCAAGUACUACCUAAUAUAUUACCAAAGAAAGACGAAAAAAAAAAUAGUAAACUUAUUGAAGCCAUUUGGUAGAGAAAUUUUUGGAUGGUCAGACGUAUCGAAACCUAAAGUGGUGAAAUGCUUUCUGAUUUGUCAAAAAAAUGAAGUGUAUGUUUUUUCAUGCAGUGUGAAUAUAGUGAAGGAACACAAUAACAUAGUGUUGAAUCAGAAUAAAAAGAUUAACGUAGUGACCAAAAUUGAAAAUGGAAAGAGAGUGUUUUGCUUGGAGGAAUUAACAAAUGAUGGAAAAGGUAACAUCAAUAUUAACUCUUUGGGAAUACCUUCAUCAUAUGCUUCAAAGAGGAAAGGAUUUAGUCGAUUCAAAAGGAAGGGAAAAGUCCAUAAGAAGAUGAACCUUUAUGGAAAAUUCCAGUCUAGCAAGGAAUUUAAGAAGAACCAAGGGACACGUAAAGUGAAAAAUGAUGAGGAGAUGAAAAAGAAGAAAAAAUUGACUUUCCUUCAUAAGAAGAGAUUCAACAUUGUCUAUAUGAGGAAGAAGAAUCGGAAGAAGAAGAAAAAGAAAAAAAACAAGUACUUUAGCAUCGCGUCGUUUUUUCUGCUCAAGAAUAUGGACCAUUCCGGCAGGCCCAAGGGGGGAGCGGCGGGAGCAGUCAAGGAGGGAGCGGCGGAAGAAGUUAAAGAGGGAGAAGGGGAAGAAGUCAAGGAGGGAGAAGCGGGAGCAGUUAAAGAGGGAGAAACAGCCAACAGGGAAGAAGCUACCGAGGUGGUUAUUCCAAAAAGGGGCAACCUCAGCUUCAGCAGCAGGGUUGAAAGGGAGUUGAAGGAAUCAGAAUGCCCAAAAGAAGAAGGCAAAGAGACAAAGACGAACUCCAUUUUGGGCAAAAGCGAAGAUAAGAAGUCUCCCCCCGUGAAGAAGUCCUCCUCCAAAAAUAGAAAAUUUUCGUCGAAAAAAUACAUUAAUCGAUUUUUUUAUGAGAAUUAUACUAAGAGGAUGAAGAAGAGCUUGACGGGCAAGAAGAAGAAGAAGAAGGAGGGAGGAGGAGGGGGGCGCAGGAAGGACUGCAAAGGGGUGACCCUCCAGGGGGGAGAGGGAGGCGAUGAAAUUUUAGAGGAGGAAGGUGCCGAUGAUAAGGACUUCUUAGACGAGGAGGGUGCCGAUGGUAACGACUUCUUAGACGAGGAGGAUGCCGAUGGUAACGACUUCUUAAACGAGGAGGAUGCCGAUGGUAACGACUUCUUAGACGAGGAGGAUGCCGAUGGUAACGACUUCUUAGACGAGGAGGAUGCCGAUGAUGAUGACCGCCUAGAGGGGGCGAAGGCCCAACCCAAGAGCUACCUAGACACGUAUCUGAGCAAGGAGGGGGAGGUCCCCCCCCCGCAGGAGGCAAACCAGCAAACGAAGAAAAAAAAGAAAAGUAAAAAAAAAAAAAAAAAACUGAAAAGGAAGCUGAGCGAUUAUAUACUUAAGAAGAUAAAGAAAAAUCAGAAGAAACUGAAGGGGCUGAAGAAAAUUUACCCUACCUUCCUUAAGGGCAGUGGUGGGGGAAGGCGCAGGAGGAGAGAUGAUUUGAACUUGCUCAUGAGCAGCUACAUUGAGGGUAGGGAUGACCAGGAGGGGGAGAACGCCAAGGGGGGUAGCAUCAGGGGAAGUGCGAGAGGAAGAAGGGGCGGCUCGCUUGAGGGGGAAAGCAUGAUGGUUGGUGCGAUUACCGCUGAUGAUCCCCACGAGCACAGCGGGGAGGAGAGCGACGGAGAUGGUCAUGCAGAUGGCUAUGCAGAUGGUCAUGCAGAUGGCUAUGCAGAUGGUCAUGCAGAUGGUCAUGCAGAUGGUCAUGCAGAUGGUCAUGCACAUUGUAAUGGAGAAGAAUCGCACAGAGAUAGCGUAGACUGCGCAGGAAAGGAUUCACCCCAUGAGGAGAGAAACGCCUCGAAGCAAAAUGCAGGCAGCCAAAUCGAAAAAAACAAAAAGGAAGAAAAAAAAGUGAAAAAAAUUCUUACCAAUAUACACCUAAUGAUCAAGGGAAUUAAAGUAAGUCUCUUCGAACCCACUUCAGACUACAUCAUUACUAUGGAGUUAAACAAUUUAGUGGUGAAGAAAGCAUACAUGGCGGACAUUGACUACUUCAACGUUGACGUAAAGGUAGAUAAUGUGCUCUGUUACGUGGUAUACAAAUACCUGAGUGCGUAUGCUAUUCUCUACAUUAACAAUGAUGUAAAUAUGAAGAACAGCAACUUGCGUUUUUUUAUGAACGAGUUAGAGAUUAAACGGAAUUUAUUUUUAAAAAAAAAGCAUCGUGGUAAGAGUGAACAAGCAUCCUCUGCGUCAUGUGGUUCGUCUGUGUCUUCUGAUUCCUCCAUCGAUGUAUACAGCCGAAAUGGAGAUAAAUUGAACAAGUUUUACGACGCUGCGUCCAACACGGAAUUCCUGGUGUGUAACUUCCAAUACAUGAAAAAGUGCGAAACGCUUUUUAUAAAAUAUUUCCUUCUUAGCAUCAAGCCGAUCGUCAUAAAUGCGGACAUAAAUUCGAUCACUAUUCUUUUUUACUUCUACAAGACGUUCGGUAGCUAUGGCAAGAAGAGGGAGGCGUCGGGGGAAGAGGCGGUGGUGGUCAGUGGGGUGGCUGGCGGUUUGGUUGGCGGUUUGGCGAACGGAGGUGGUUCUCACGGCACUUCUCCUCACGGCACUUCUCCUCACUGCACUUCUCCUCUGCGCGCUUCUCCCCUUUCGGGGAGGAUCGGCCAGGGGAUGGCCCCCGCGCAGGCGCGGCAACUGAAGAAGGAGCUGAAGGACAGCUACCACUCCUCGGUGGAUCCAUUCGAGACGGUGGAGAGGUCCGCCGAGAGGGAGCUCCACGAGCAGGAGAAGGGCUGGGGAGAGGCGGUUAACCAGGUGGGCGCUUCCCGGGUGGGCGGUGUCCCGGUGAGCGGUGUCCCGGUGAGCGGUGUCCCGAUGAGCGGUGUCCCGAUGAGCGCUGUCCCGAUGAGCGCUGUCCCAAUGAGGAGUGUCCCCAUGAGUGGCGAACUGCUCGGCGGAAGUCCAAUCAGUGGCAGAUCAGAUAGCGGUAUCCCGUUCACCGGUGGCCUCUUCGGGGGAAGCCCUUCGUGUGCACUGGAAGAACGGGCACCCAUAAGCGGCACACCGGAGAAAAAGGAAGAAACAAGCAGCAACAAAUACGUUUACGUACAAUACAUCAGUAUCGACAAAAUAAAUAUCCUCCUGAAUUUCCAAUCAGAAUAUAAAAAGGAAUUAACCAGCCAUGUCAGUAAUUUAUUCUACAAAGAGUACAUCAGUGCGUAUAAUAAAUUGGGAGAUAUUUCAAACUGCAAUAUCUGUUUGAAGAGCCUGUGCAAUAUUCAUAUCUUCACGAAUUACACUCUCUUGUCCAAUUUUCUCCUCAAUUUUUAUUUUAACCAAACUAUUGUAAAUAUUUCAAAUUUGCUGAUAUCUUUUAAUAUUAUUGGUAGUCCCACGUCUCUCAUUGCUCAUGUGAAGAAAGCGUUUCGUGAGUUCUACUACAUAGUGAAUGAUGACAGUAGUACUUUGAGGAAGGGACAUAGGAGUAAGAAUAAAAAGAGACUAAUGAAAAUGCGAAGGCGUAGUUGGAAGGAGAACUUAGCACAGGAACAGGAGGAACUAUACACGAAAAUUCAGGAGAAGGGAGAUCUGCUAAAUUUGUUUGAGGGGUCAAACGAGAGCUCGGUCAUUGGUGAUAAGGAAGACAUUAUGGGUAAUGAGAGAUAUAUUAUGCACCUACUGAAUGACUACAACAGCUCUUAUGAGGAAAAUAUGCUUAGUGAGGAUAACCAUCUCAGCAUGCUCAGGCGGAGUGUCAGUUGGGAUAUGGCGAAGAAGGACUACGACGAGGAUGCCUGCAGUGAGAGAAGUGAGAGAAGUGGGAGAAGUGGGAGAAGUGGGAGAAGUGGGAGAAGUCAGAGGAACGAUAAUCUCGUUAGAAAUGGCCGGGGAGGAAUUAACCCAGUUGGCAGUGUCAGCGGUGAUAGUCACACGAGUGACGCCAGUGAUGUUGUGGACCUGUGCGGAGUGGACCAUGUGACAGGUGUCGUGGAUACGUGUGACCUAGUGGGUAUUAGCGGGGUGAGUCGAAUCGACGCAGAGGAGGAUUUCUGUGAUAAUGGGAACUACCUCUACAGCAGUAACAUAAAGAGUCGCGAGUUGGAGAAUCUUGUCAUAGACGACAACGCUUCGCUGAAUUCGAUGCUGUUUAACAAUCAGAAGGAGGACCUCAUUUUGAUGGACGGGGACCGACGCCGGGGGAGGGGCGCUAGGCGCGGUUCGAAGAGGGACUCAAAAGGGGACGCAAAACGGGAUUCGAAAAGGGACUCAAAGGGGGACACAAAGCGGGAUUCGAAGCGGGAUUCGAAGCGUGACUCGAAGCGUGACUCGAAGCGUGACUCGAAGCGUGACUCGAAGCGGGAUUCGAAGCGUGACUCGAAGCGUGACUCGAAGCGCGACUCGAAACGUGACUCGAAAAGCCGCUCCGCAAACCGCUCCGCAAACCGCUCAGCAAACCGCUCGUCCAAUCGGUCCCAGAACGACACGAAAAAGGGGGAGAAGAAAAAGCGGAGGUGCUUGCCCUCACUGCUGCGCAAGUGUUGGGGAAACAUAUGUUACGUGCUUCUAAGGGCAAAGCGGCUGUGCAUAGGAGUGUACGUGCUGAUAUUCCAGCUGGUCCUCUCAUUACUGUUCUCGGUGACGUUGAUCCUGCAGUCCCUAAUCAGUCUCAUCGAAAAAAUUAACAUCAAUAACGCAGAUAAUGUAUUUCGAAUAUAUCGAAAAAAAGACGAAGGAAAAAAAACGGUGGCAUUCAACUGUGUGGAAGAAUACAGAAAUUUCAACCUGACCAAAUUACUCUCCUACUACGUCAGCAUCUACAUUAACAUGAUCACCCUAGUGUAUUACAACGUACUGUACAAAAUAAAAAAAAAAAGAAAGAAGGACCCUUCAAAUGAAAAUAAAUUAUUUAUGGCAAAUUUUAAAGUAAAUUUAAACAAGAAAAGGAGGUUAUCCUUUUUCUUUAAUUUUUUAUUAAGUAUCGCUCAGAUAGUAAAUCUGUUUUUUUUUUGAAUGCAGAGGAAUAAAAAUCAGCUGGACUUCUUCAACAAUGCGAAUAGAAACCAUUUAAAUAUCGUGAGUUAUAUAAAGAUCCAUCAGAUUUUGAAUCGGUAUACUGUGUUGAAGGAACCGUUUAAGUAUUUCCUGUCUUAUCAUGACUUCUUUGAGUUGCCUGCUCUGAAGAAGGUGAGUUAUUUUGUGUACACGAAAGAGCUUUUUUUUCACAUCCAGGAGAAUAGAAUUAAUUUUUUAUUUCGGAAGAACGAUUUGAUGAAGAUCGAUGUGAUUAUAAACACUGUGAGCAACAGCUUCGCCAUUAAUAGCUACUACAAGCGGCGCGCCCACCGCGCCUCGCGCAAGAGCCGCUCCAGAAACACCCUUUCGAGGAACACACUCUCCAGGAACACCCUCUCCAACUGUACCAUCACCAUGGACAACUUGACGUGUGAAGAGCACCCCAGCGGGGCGUCCUCCCUGAGCCAAAAAACAUGCUUGUCGAACGAAAUCAGAGAAAGCAAAAACAUAAUAUGCUUGCUAAACGGUGAACUGGCUCUAACGAAGAGAAACGAGAUAAUAAACCUAAAGAAAAAAACAAACGAGCAUGAUAUAUCGAUAAAAAUUACGAUCCGAAAUAACAUGAACGUGAUGGAGAACGUGUACUACAGUCCCACCAAGUUUUUCAGAUAUUUUUCGAAAAUCCAGAAGAAAUUUAACAAUAUUUACCUGCCCCUGUCUAAGAGUGCAAAUAAUGAGGCCAAGUGUAGUACUGCCAAAUGUCACAGUGGAAAGAAGGACACUAAGGGUGGAGGGGACUCCUCAGGAAAGAGGAGCCGCGGCUGUCUAGGCACCGGCUGGUGCGCUGUGAAGAGCUUCUUCGCGUGCUUGUCGUUUCUAUUCUUGUGUUGUUUGAGGAGACCCAAGGGAGACGCACCUCGACCCAAGGGAAGCGCACCUCAACCCAAGGGGAGUGGCGCUCAUCAGAAGCAGAAGGACCCCCAACAGACGAAUGAAGGUGCCAAGGAAGAAGAAGGGCAACAGAAAAACAGGAAAGUGCGCAGCAAGGAUUACAAGAAAAUGGCUCCCAAACAUAUCAGCUUUAAGCUCAAUUUUGACGACUUCCAUUCCUGUUUAAAUAUUUUUGAAUGUCUGUGUCGGUUUGUUAACAACAACUAG
Molecule: messenger RNA, 18588 nt
Organism: Plasmodium cynomolgi strain B
Lineage: Eukaryota; Apicomplexa; Aconoidasida; Haemosporida; Plasmodiidae
Exons: 6
Coding region: 1-17427 (5808 amino acids)
Biological process (GO): negative regulation of cell adhesion
Cellular component (GO): plasma membrane
Source: RefSeq, a predicted model, not a curated record